This is a messenger RNA of Bemisia tabaci, 1149 nucleotides long. RefSeq names its product salivary gland-expressed bHLH. The record is from RefSeq and is a predicted model, not a curated record. Gene Ontology annotation, cellular component: nucleus. Gene Ontology annotation, molecular function: RNA polymerase II cis-regulatory region sequence-specific DNA binding; protein dimerization activity; DNA-binding transcription factor activity, RNA polymerase II-specific. NCBI's taxonomy places the organism in Eukaryota, Metazoa, Arthropoda, Insecta, Hemiptera, Aleyrodidae. Gene Ontology annotation, biological process: mesoderm formation; regulation of transcription by RNA polymerase II.
GGGUGAUCAGAGUCAUGCCAUCUAUUUUUUAUUUACAAAGAGUCCUGGAGCUGUAGCUCCACUGCCAUCACUGACGUGUCAGUUUCAAAGUGUUGCUCAUUACAAUAUCUACCCUAACGACAGAAACUUCGAAAAUGGAGUCUAUUACUAUUCAGACGGAUGAAACCUCUAAGCUUAGUGUGGUUGAAACAGCAUCAAAACUUUACUACGCUGGUGCCAUCAAUUGUGAAAAUGAAGAGAACUCCGGACAGUAUCUUACAGUUCUGCAGCCCGUUACUUACGAUUCUUACUCACAAAAUCUAGUCACAUCAACUAUUCCUGAAAAAAUAACACCUCAUCCUUUAUCGGUGAAACCAAAACUGUCAGACUCAGAACGAGAUUACAAGAAAUCUGCAUGUGACAGAGAAAGGACACGCAUGAGGGAUAUGAAUCGAGCUUUUGAUUCACUACGAGAUCGACUUCCACAAUGUAAACCAGCGGGAAAAAAAUUAUCAAAAAUAGAGUCACUAAGGAUGGCCAUCCAGUACAUUCGACACCUUCAAUCCCUGCUGGAAAUGGAGAGCGAUUACACUCCUCAAUAUGUGCCGACUAUUUACUCGUCAUCAGUGACUUACCAGCAAUCGUCAAUUUACUACCAAUUUUGACCUCUUAAUGACUGCACAAAAAGUUAAUAAUCCAAACCAUGCUGGGAUUUUUUCUGGUAGAAGGAAAUCACAGACUUUGAUGAGCACUACUUCUGUUGAUCAAAGUGCUCUGCUGCAGAAAUUAAUGAGAUUGACCAUUCAAGAUGACGAUCUCAUGCACUAUUUUCGCCAUACCUUAAAACGGUGAAAUAAAUUUUGCAAAAUAUUCCAAGCUCACUCUGCACUGAAACUCUUACGUCUUAAAACUACUUGUAGGAGCUUAAAUCUUUUUAGCAAAAUUUAUUCAAUGUGUCAGAUCGCUAAAAAAGAAACAAAAACUUAUUUAAUAAACUGUAGGUGACACCCAGAGGUUCAUUUUUUUCUAAGCUCAGCGCACAUUACUGAUGAAAAGUAACGAGUUAUUCCGGGGCUUUCAUUAUCAUACAAAAUAUUAAAUUUGUUUUGGAAAAUGUUAUGAUGUACUUUCAGAUAAGUAAAUACAUGAAACUUGUCCUGUGUUCUUUGA